Tripterygium wilfordii is the source of this 930-nucleotide messenger RNA. Its product is annotated as purple acid phosphatase 3-like. The transcript has 7 exons. The coding region runs from base 1 to 930 and encodes 309 amino acids. The record is from RefSeq and is a predicted model, not a curated record. Gene Ontology annotation, molecular function: ferrous iron binding; ferric iron binding; acid phosphatase activity. NCBI's taxonomy places the organism in Eukaryota, Viridiplantae, Streptophyta, Magnoliopsida, Celastrales, Celastraceae.
AUGACUUCCAGUUUUGCAGAGCUUCAAAGAUUCCAACAUCCGGCAAAAGGUGAUGGGUCACUUAGUUUCUUGGUUGUAGGAGAUUGGGGGAGAAGAGGCUUUUAUAAUCAAUCCCAAGUUGCUGUCCAGAUGGGAAAGGUUGCAGAGAAACUUGACAUUGAUUUUGUCGUUUCGACGGGCGAUAACUUUUACGACGACGGAUUAGAGGGGGAAACUGAUCCAGCAUUUGAGGAGUCCUUCACAAAAAUUUACACUGCCAAGAGCCUGCAGAAGAAAUGGUACACUGUUCUAGGAAAUCAUGAUUACAGAGGUGAUGUAGAGGCACAACUUAGUCCUGUCUUGAGAAAGAUUGACAGUAGAUGGAUUUGCUUGAGAUCCUUUAUUGUCAAUGCAGAAUUCGUGGAUUUCUUCUUUGUAGACACUACACCAUUCGUCGACGCUUAUCUAACUGACCCAGAUCAUACUUACAACUGGCGAGGCGUCAUUCCCCGAGAAAAUUAUUUGGCUAAUCUUCAAAAGGAUUUGGAAUUAGGUUUAAGAGAGUCAAGGGCAAAGUGGAAGAUUGUUGUUGGUCACCAUGGCAUCAGAAGUGCUGGGCAUCAUGGUGAUACUCAAGACCUCGUCGACCGUCUUCUUCCUAUACUCAAGGCCAACGAUGUUGAUCUAUACAUGAAUGGACAUGACCAUUGCCUGGAACACAUAACCAGCCUCGACAGUCCAAUUCAAUAUCUAACAAGUGGAGGUGGCUCCAAGGCAUGGGGGCAUGAAUUUAGAGAUUAUGACAAAGAUGCCAUGAAAUUCUUCUAUGAUGGUCAAGGUUUCAUGUCUGUGUAUAUUACUCCAACUGAUGCGAAGAUUGUUGUCUAUGAUGUUUUUGGACAAGUGCUCCACAAAUGGUCUACUUCUAAGGAGCUUCACUCUGCAAUAUAA